Molecule: messenger RNA, 690 nt
Organism: Alternaria incomplexa
Lineage: Eukaryota; Fungi; Ascomycota; Dothideomycetes; Pleosporales; Pleosporaceae
Exons: 2
Coding region: 1-690 (229 amino acids)
Source: RefSeq, a predicted model, not a curated record
AUGGACUUCACUAGCCUGAAGCCUGGAAACUACCAUCCCACAAACUUGUAUCGUAACCGGUUCGAGCUGCGGGGUCAGUCUUGCAACGUUUCGCAUCAUGAAGAUCAACGGUGGUAUUAUCUCGACGCGCAGCAGAACAGCGAGGUUACCUUCAUUAAGAUCUGGGAUAAUAAACCGGCGGUCACUGGAAAAGAAGAGGAAGGCAAAGAGAGAAUGGAGACAAUCUACCCCAUCAAUUGCGCUUGCACGCUAUCAGCGAUUCGCGUCCUGAUGCGCAUCGAACAACUCGGAGAUGUCAAAGUGGGGUUGGAGACAUUGCUGGAAGUGAUGGAGGAUGCAGAAACUCGGUGCUAUGCCGUUCUCAACUGCGCGGCAUGUUGCCAGCGGCGAUUCUCGCUGGCCAGUGUUACGGUUGUCAGCGCCACCGUGAUUGAAUGGGUACGUGGGACAGGGCUUGGAGCAGGUCUCGACCACACCGUAUCUCUCGGAGAUAUCCACCUGGAUCGGGCGGAUGCCGAAAUGCUAAGCCGGAAACUCAUGCAGCUUCAACUCCGGCACUUUGUACAAGUCAUGGCCCGACUUGAGAGUGCUCUCACCAGGACCAGGUCGGCGCACACGGCUGCAUACCAGGAUCUCGUCCGCGCUAAGAUGCAGGAGCUGCAGGAAUUUAAGCAGCAGGUCCCGAAAUGA